Messenger RNA from Morus notabilis, 1904 nucleotides. Its product is annotated as heterogeneous nuclear ribonucleoprotein Q. Gene Ontology annotation, molecular function: mRNA binding. Lineage: Eukaryota; Viridiplantae; Streptophyta; Magnoliopsida; Rosales; Moraceae. The record is from RefSeq and is a predicted model, not a curated record. The transcript is spliced from 9 exons. Gene Ontology annotation, cellular component: nucleus. The coding region runs from base 115 to 1581 and encodes 488 amino acids.
UGGACGAACUGGAACUGGUUCUCCACUUUAGUUCAAGAAGAUUUUCCGUUAAUUUCUUCGGAACUCUGCAACACUAAGUUGCUCUGCAAGCUUGCUUUUAUUUAGAUACAAAAGAUGCCAAGGACAAAGGCCGGCGCUCAAGCAACUGAAAAUCCAACUGAAGCAGGAGAAUCUACAGAAUCAAAAGAGCAUGUGGACCUUGAUGGAGAUGAUGAUCCUGAAGAGACAAUAGAGGAGGAAGAAGUGGAGUAUGAAGAAAUAGAGGAAGAGGAGGUGGAAGAGGUUGAAGAAGAGGAAGAGGAAGAGGAAGAAGUUGAAGAGGAGAUCGAGGAAGAGGAAGAAAACGAGGGGGCUACUGAUGCAAGUAUAAAAGUUGCCGAAGGUGUGCCAGAAGAUGAGAAAAAGCAGCACGCUGAGCUUCUUGCACUUCCCCCUCAUGGAUCAGAAGUGUACCUUGGUGGCAUUCCUCGUGAUGCUUCUGAAGAUGAUUUGAGGGCAUUUUGUGAAUCUAUUGGUGAAGUCACUGAGGUUAGGAUAAUGAAGGGUAAAGAUUCAGGUGAGGCAAAGGGUUAUGCUUUUGUAACCUUCAGAAAUAAGGAAUUGGCAUCUAGGGCCAUCAGGGAACUGAAUAAUUCUGAACUAAAGGGAAGAAAGAUAAAGUGUUCAACAUCUCAAGCCAAGCAUCGAUUGUUCAUUGGUAAUGUUCCCAGGAAUUGGGACGAGGAAGAUAUGAAGAAGGCUUUGAUGGAUGUUGGACCAGGAGUCGUUUCUGUGGAACUAUUGAAGCAGGUUCCACAUGCGCACAACUCGAGCCAGAAUCGGGGAUUUGCUUUUGUUGCGUAUUAUAAUAGUGCAUGUGCAGAAUAUGCGAGACAAAAGAUGUCUAACCCAAAUUUUAGGCUUGAGAGUAAUGCUCCAACUGUGAGCUGGGCUGACCCUAGAAAUGCAGAAUCCUCGUCUACUUCUCAGGUUAAGGCAGUCUACGUAAAGAAUUUACCAAAAGAUAUCACCCAGGAUCGUCUUAGAAGAUUAUUUGAGCACCACGGGAAAAUUGCAAAAGUUGUUCUCCCACCUGCAAAACUAGGUCAUGAAAAUAGUAGAUUUGGCUUUGUGCAUUUUGAAGAAAGAUCAAGUGCCAUGAAGGCGUUGAAGAACACCGAGAAAUAUGAAAUCGAUGGACAAGUUCUGGAUUGUUCUCUUGCAAAGCCACAGGUAGAUCAGAAGUCUUUUGGGGUCGAAAAUUCACAUAAUUCAGCCCUGCUUCCGACCUACCCGCCUUAUCUUGGUUUCGGUAUGAUUGGAGGUGCACAUGGUGCUGUAGGUGCAGGAUUUGGUGGUGCAGGUUUUGGACAAGUACAACCACUGAUCUAUGGUAGGGGACCGACCCCUGCUGGUAUGGCAAUGAUGCCAAUGCUUUUGCCAGAUGGAAGAGUUGGUUAUGUCCUACAACAACCAAGUUUGCAACCACAUAUCCCCCCACCACAGUCCCGAGGCAGUAGAACUGGCCCUGGUGGGAGCUCAAGUGGUGGAAGGCAUGGAAGUGAUAGCAACCGAGGGCGCAACAGGUAUCACCCAUAUUAAGCAGUCAUGGCGAAAUGUGAGUUAAAAGUGGAGACAACUUUCCGUCUUUACAAGUUAUGAACCCUCCAAAGUUUGGAGGGCAGCUUGAGUGUGGACGGCGCAGAAGCGAUAGCACCAAGGACGCAGCCAUCAUCACCCAUAUUUAAGCAGUUAUGGUGAAAUGUGAAUUCAAGUGGAGAGAAGUUUCCCGUCUUAUAAUCUCUUUUAACAUUUAAAGCCAAUGUAGUUUAAGCGAAAUCCAACAAGGAUAUUAGCAAAGACAAAUGGCUAGAACCACAUUAUGUAUUUGCAUUAAACUAUUAUUACCGUGAGAUGUGAGUUCA